Messenger RNA from Vicia faba (fava bean), 1218 nucleotides. The record is from the annotation of a GenBank genome assembly. NCBI's taxonomy places the organism in Eukaryota, Viridiplantae, Streptophyta, Magnoliopsida, Fabales, Fabaceae.
AUGUCGUUUCACCCCUUCCUCAACAACAAAAUCCCAAACCCUAAUUUCCCUUCUCCGCCAUUGAAGACCUGGCUCAACUCCAAAACCUCUGAUUCCUUCAACAACAUGAAUCAUCUCCAAACUUCCGAAUUCGCAAUUGAAAUCGAACUCACUCGUUUCGAAACGGUGGUUGAAUCUCCAAGGAAGAUUAAUUCGGUCGUUGAAAAUAUUCGAUUUGAACUUCGUUUUAUCAGUGUUGUUUCAAUGCGGGUUGACACUGGGUGGUGUUUCGGGUUUUCCGAGGAAGGGAAAAAAUUGCUUCCGGUUGAAGCAAUUGAUAAGGGGCUCAAGGAAGUUGCGAAAGGGUGUCCAAAUUUACGGAAGUUGGAGGUGACAGGUGGGAGUGAAGAGGGUUUGGUUAGUAUUGGGGAAGAGUGUGUAACAUUGAUGGAAUUGGAGUUGCAUAAAUGUAAUGAUAAUGUUUUGCGCGGGGUUGCGGCGUGUAGGAAUUUACAAGUGGUGAAGUUGAUUGGGAGUGUUGAUGGGUUUUACGAAUCAGUGGUUUCGGAUAUUGGAUUGACUAUUUUGGCGCAAGGGUGUAAGAGGUUAGUGAAAUUGGAGCUUGUUGGUUGUGAAGGUAGUUUCGAUGGGAUUAAAGCCAUUGGGUCGUGUUGUUUGAUGUUGGAAGAGUUGGUUUUUGUUGAUCAUAGGAUGGAUGAUGGGUGGUUAGCGGGUGUUUCGUUUUGUGAGAAUUUGAAGACUUUGAGGUUUGUGUCGUGUAAGGGGAUUGAUGGGAAUCCGGGAUUGGAGGAACAUUUAGGGUUUUGUGUUGCACUUGAAAGUUUGCAUUUUCAGAAAUGUCAGUUGAGGGAUAAGAAUGCAAUGGGAGCUGUUUUUUCGGUUUGUAGGGCGGCCAAGGAGGUCGUUCUUCAGGAUUGUUGGGGGUUGGAUGACGGUGUUUUCCGUUUGGCCGUUGUUUGCAGGCGAGUAAAACUGUUUGACAUAGAAGGAUGCUCAUUGCUUACAACUGAAGGUUUAGAGUCCGUCAUUGAAUCAUGGAAUGAUCUUGAGUGCCUUAGAGUUGUCUCGUGUAAAAACAUAAAAGACAGUGAUAUCUCUCCUGCACUCGCAACGUUAUUUACGACUCUCAAAGAGUUGAAAUGGAGGCCGGAUACAAAACAUCUUCUGCCAUCAAAGGAGGUAAACAUGGGGAAAAAAGGCGGUAAAUUUUUCAAAUGA